Molecule: messenger RNA, 210 nt
Organism: Nematocida minor
Lineage: Eukaryota; Fungi; Microsporidia
Exons: 1
Source: RefSeq, a predicted model, not a curated record
AUGAAAACUAGCAAAAGAAUCUCCAUUAGGAGAAGUAUCCUUUUAGUAGCAUCGGUUGUAAUGGUGUUUUUGUUCAUUAGAAGCAUUAAGAACAAGAUAGUACUUGCAAUAUCUGCAGCAGCAGUGUUUGGCGUAGGAAUUGUGUCUUUAGCAGCUUACAGGGCAAUGAAAGUUCCAAGUGUCUCUGGAAAAGAGUAUUCCUCCUAUCUC